AUGGGCAACGUGCUGCGCUGGCUGCUCUACCGCUGGCGCACCGCCUCGCGUGCCGCGCGCUUCGGCGUCGUCGUGCUCGCGCUGCUCUACGGCGGCCUCACGCUCGCGUUUGUCAUUCUCGGCCCGCAGCGCACCGCGCAGAUGCUCGCCAGCGCCGGCACGUACAUCUCCUCGUCGCCGCACGGCAAGCUCGGCCUGCUGCUCGGCCUCUUCCUCACUGCGCUGCCGCCGCUGCCCGGCUACGGCACCGCCAUUACGCUCUGCGGCCUGGCGUACGGCUCGCCGGCGUCGCCGCCCGUGGGCACGCACGGGCUCUUCGAGGCGUGGAGCCUGGCCGCUGCCGGCUGCCUUGGCGGCGCGACGAUGUCGUUCCUCAUCAUGCGCGGCAUGCUGCGGGGCCCGGGACGGCAUUGGCUCUGGGUUAAGGGCAUCCGCGAUGACCGGCGUUGGGUCGCCAUGGAGGCAGCAGUGCGGGGGCGUGGCACGGGCAUGGUGGUCCUCAUCCGCUUCUGUCCUUUCCCGUUCUGCUACUCGAAUCUCUUCUUCGCGGCCAUGAGCUCUGUGUCGCUGCUGCAGUUCAUGCUCGCGACGGCGCUCAUCACGCCGAAGCUCGCGAUCCACGUCUACAUCGGCGCCCGCAUGUUCGAGCUGCUCGACUCGAAUGCGCGAGACCACCUCGACUGGCGCGGGCGGCUGCUGAACGCUGCGUACAUCGUCAUCGGUGACCUCGUCGGCUUCGGCACGGGCUGGUACGUGUGGCGCGAGACGCAGUCCAUCCUGCGCGCCUACGAGACCGAAGAGGCACGGCGCGGCUCAGAGGAGGGCGAGGCCGACACUGACCGGCUGCUCAUCACGACGCCCGACGAUGAGGUACCGCCACUGCUGCCUUCCAUACCCAGGGCAUGA
Tilletiopsis washingtonensis is the source of this 906-nucleotide messenger RNA. RefSeq lists its product as hypothetical. The record is from RefSeq and is a predicted model, not a curated record. Gene Ontology annotation, cellular component: Golgi membrane. Bases 1 to 906 code for a protein of 301 amino acids. NCBI's taxonomy places the organism in Eukaryota, Fungi, Basidiomycota, Exobasidiomycetes, Entylomatales. Gene Ontology annotation, biological process: mitotic spindle elongation; vesicle-mediated transport. The transcript has 4 exons.